Messenger RNA from Lentinula edodes (shiitake mushroom), 1548 nucleotides. RefSeq names its product kinesin light chain. Lineage: Eukaryota; Fungi; Basidiomycota; Agaricomycetes; Agaricales; Omphalotaceae. The record is from RefSeq and is a predicted model, not a curated record. Gene Ontology annotation, molecular function: protein binding. The transcript is spliced from 2 exons. The coding region runs from base 1 to 1548 and encodes 515 amino acids.
AUGGAUUUGGUGGCAUCAGUAUAUCUGAAAAGUGGAAGAUACAAUGAGGCAUUAGAAAUGCAGGAAUAUUUAUAUGAAACUUGCAAAAGAGGUUUUGGACAAGAGCACCCAAAUACUUUGGUUUGGAAGGCAGGUGUUGCAAUAAUAUUGGAGAAAAUGGGUAGAUACAAUGAGUCAUUAUAUCUUGGGCAACCUCUGUUAGAAACUCUCAAAAAGGUUUUAGGAGAGGAACAUCCAGAUACUCUAAACAGGAUGCAGCAUGUGGCACUUACAUUGAAACAACUUGGCAGGUAUGAUGAGGCAUUGGAUCUUGAGCAACCAUUGCUUGAAAUUUCAAAGAGAACCUUAGGAGAGGAACAUCCAGAAACUUUGAACAGGAUCCAGUAUCUUGCAGUCACACUGGGUCAUGUAGGCAGGUACAAUGAAGCAUUGGAUCUUCAGCAAGCUUUACUUGAAACUGCUAAAAGGGUUUUUGGACAGGAGCAUCCAGAUACUUUGACCAAAAUAGAAGUUGAAUCCUCUAAAAGAGUACUAGGAGAGGAGCAUCCAGAUACUUUGGAUAGGAUACAGACUCUUGCAUAUACAUUUACAAAACUGAGCAGGUAUAAUGAGGCAUUAGAUCUUCAGCAAUCUUUGCUUGAAACUUCCAAGAAGAUUUUAGGACAGGAUCAUCCAGAUACACUGACCCAGAUACAGAGUCUUGCAGUGACACUGGAAGAUGUAGGCAGGAAUGUUGAAGCACUAGAUCUUGAACAAUCAUUACUUGAAACCUCCAAAAGAGUCUUGGGAGAGGAGCAUUCAGAUACUUUAAUUCGAAUGGAAAAUCUUGCUCAAACAUUUUGGGAUUUGAACAGAAAAAGUGAUGCAUUAGAUCUUGAGCAAUCAUUGCUUGAAAUCUCCAAAAAAGUUUUGGGAGAGGAACAUCCAAUCACUCUGGAAAGGAUGCAGAAUACAGCAAGCACAUUUGCACAACUUGGUAGAAACAAUGAAGCAUUGGAGUUUGGGCAAUAUUUGCUUGUAACUAAAAAAAGAGUCUUAGGGGAGGAACAUCCAGAUACUUUGAGGAGCAUGCAGAAUCUGUCAAGCACCUUUUGGCAUCUCAACCGGUGCAAUGAGGCUUUGAAUCUUCAGCAACCUUUGGUUGAAACCUCCAAAAGAGUGCUAGGAGAGGAGCAUGCAGAUACUCUGAACAGGAUGCACAAUAUGGUGAAGACAUUUAGGCAGCUGGGCAGGUAUAAUGAGGCAUUGGAUCUUCAGCAAUCGUUGCUUGAAAUCUCCAAAAAAGUCAUGGGAGAGGAGCAUCGAGAUACUUUGAUUGAAAUUCAGAAUCUUGCCCAAACAUUUUGGGAUUUAGGAAGGCAAAGUGAUGCAUUGGAGCUUGCACAAACUCUUCCUCCAGCCCUUAGGAAUUUCUUAGACAAAGAGACCCGCAUUAACCCCCCCAUGGCUAAUCAUAAUCUUCUCAGGAUGAAGAAGAAGAUUUGGAAAGCAGUAAAAGAUACGGGACUGCACGUUCGGCAAUCACUCAGAAAAAUAGUCAGAAAUUGA